Molecule: messenger RNA, 1565 nt
Organism: Pectinophora gossypiella (pink bollworm)
Lineage: Eukaryota; Metazoa; Arthropoda; Insecta; Lepidoptera; Gelechiidae
Exons: 4
Coding region: 104-736 (210 amino acids)
Source: RefSeq, a predicted model, not a curated record
AUUGUCUUUGCUUCACUCUUUGCUAGCUGUCUCACUUAAAGUGACACGCGUAUAGUUCUUUAGUUGUUGUUUUUCAUGGAAAACUAAUAAUUUGUUAUUCAAAAUGAAGUUACCAAAUGUUAAAGACCAAAAUCUUCAAAUAGAUUGGCCAGUGUUGAAUAAAUUUCUGCUCUGUCUGCCUUUAAGGCAAGGCCUCAUAGCAUGCGGAUAUUUACAGUUGGUAGCCGUGAUCGCCAUCACUUGGUCGGCAAUCAUGAGGUUUGCUGACUACGCACCGCACAAUCAUGGCUUCACGCUGGUACAGAUAAUCAUCUUCUUUGUGCUCAUGAUGAUUAUAAACCUGCUUGACACCAUCUCUUCUCUCUUCCUGAUCAUGGGAGCUCAGAAGAAAAAGGCGAAUUUUUUGGAAGUGGUGUAUCACUACCUAAAAGCCAGGGUGAUGGUGUUCGCUGGUCUGCUGGUGCUAAGCUUCCUGAUGAAGUUGUUCGUCGUCAGCGACUACUGGUACUACAGGAACCUCGACCGCUGGUGGUACUACCUCCUGAUGGACAACCAAGCCUGUGGGGUCCUUGUUUUGGGUGUCUACUUCUACCUUCUGCUGCUGGUCAGGAGUGAGCUCAUCCACUUGGAGCAUCCGAUCGACUUCCAUUCACUCUGCAAGUGUUUCGGUACCACAGAGGAACCACUACAAUUCGUCCCGGACACUAAGCCAAUUGUUGAAAUUAAUGUUAAAUAAUGUACUUACCUACAUCAAAAGCCUAAUACGUCCCCCUCCUGGCCACAGGCCUUUCCUUAAUAAACCAGACAGGGUAUAGGCCAGAGAUUUGCGCAUUUAAGUACUGUUUAAGGGACCAUAAAAAAACACAUGUAUUAUGUUGUGUAGAAACAUACCCACAGAUAAAAAAUGGCUCUUUAUAAUUUAAUAAUUUUUAAUAAUAAUAAUAACGUUUAUUGCAUCAAUUCAGGUUAGGUACAUUGCAGAUUACAGUGCAUAAAAAGAGUAUCACCAAAUUCUACUUUUUCAAGCAUACACAGUGAAAGAACGGACGGUACAAGUUACAUUACGUUAACUACUGCCUAUAUAAUAAAAUAACAAUUAAUAAAAUAUCUUAAGCUACCCAUAUUCAUAAAAUAUUAAAACUAAAAUAACAAAACACCAAAAUAAAAAAAUCGAAAUCUAAAUUAAACAUCAAAAUUUUUAAUCUAAAUAUUCUUUGACGCUGUAAAAGCAUUUCUCCACAAGCAAGUCUUUUAACUUAAUUGUAAAAUCUUUAAAUUUUAAACUUUUUAAAUGUUCUGGUAGAUGAUUAAAUAUAUUUAUGCACAUUAUAUAACUAUUUCUAUCCACAAGUUUGAGUCUCGAUGAGGGUUUAUAUAAUUUGUUACGAUAUUGUGACCGUAGAACUCUCGUGUACACUUCGUGGUUUUGUGGAAACAUGCUAUUGUUUUAACUUUAUUUCAUUAUUAUUAUUUUUUUCAUUGUAAUAACUUUUAAUUUAAAUAUAUGGGACAUAAUUAUAUCUUACAAUAUAGGUACCUACCUGAAAUAAAUGCAUUUUAUUUCA